AUGACGGAUUGGACAUGCUUCCAGAUAUACUGGAACACCACUAUAGCAUUGACUUUGCCAGAAAAGCUUAUCGACUACACUGCCCAGCCCACCCGCCCAACAUGGCGGCCGCCUGACCCGCCCCCGCGCCUCGCGCCUGCGCCGCCGGCAGGGUGGCGCGCGCAGCCUCUGCCCCGGCUGGCCGCCAGAGCGCGUGCGCCUUCUGCGGGCACAUGCGCGGCGCGCUCGGGGACGCGGUCAGCGGCGGCGGGGGCCGCGGCCGCGGCGGGCUCAGGUACCGGCGCCCUGCGGGUCAGCCCCGCUGCCUCCUCCGCCGCCGCCUCCGGCUCCUCCUCGCCGCCGCAGCUGGCGCUGCUCGUGAUGCAGCCGUGCGGCGGCGAGGAGGUGGCGCCGGCCGGGGCGGCGGGGGGAGUGCUGCCGCUCCCGGGAACCGAUCCGUCGCUGCCGCCCUCCGGUAGCGGCGGCCUCAUGUUAUUCUACGAGCUGGGAGGCCCGGGCGACGCCGAGGCCGAGGCGGGGGAGGAGGCCGAGGCGGCGGGUGGCGAGAGCACGGCUAGCCCGGAGGAGCUGGAGGAGGAGGAUGCGACGGCUGCGGCGACGGUGGCCUCGAGCGGCGACACGGCGGCGGCGGGAGGCGGCUGCAAGAGCUGCACGUACCAGGGCUGCAGCGAGACCACCACGCAGGUGGUGAAGCAGCGCAAGCCCUGGAUGUGCAAGCGCCACCGCAACAAGAUUUACAAGGACAAGUACAAGCGCAAGAAGAGCGACCAGGCCCUGGGGGGCGGCGGGGCGGCCGCCGCGGGGGGCGGUGCGCGGGCAGAGGAUAAUGUUGAAGGUUCAGUUUCUGUUACAAAACAGAGAACAGGAUCCAUUGGAGAUCGCCCAGCAAGACCUACUCUUUUAGAACAAGUAUUGAAUAAAAAGAGACUGUCUCUGCUCAGAAGUCCAGAAGUAGUGCAGUUUCUGCAGAAACAACAGCAGCUGUUAAGUCAGCAGGCUUUGGAACAAAGGCAGCAACAGUUUCAAGGAACACCUGGGUAAUCAGAACAGAUGAGUGACCUGCAGAGAGUCUGGUGCUGCAGGAGGAUGUGUAUUUUAUAUGAAUACAAAGAAUCUCCGUGUUUAAAGGAAAUUGAAAGUUGCUGCCAUUAGGUAUUUUACUUGUUUUUUGUUUGCACUUUUGAGGUUUUGAGCUGCUUGGGUGUUUGCAAACGUGAGCAAAUCUGGAGGACUCAAUUUUUUAAUUCUUUUUAAAACUUAAUUUUAAUGUUUAAUUUUUUAACAGAAAUUUGUUUAUAUUAAUGUUUAGCUGUACACCCUUUUCCUACCAAAGUCUUCCACUAAAUUAACAUUUUUCUAUAUAAGGAUUAAGUGUUAAGCAAGUUGCUCUUUGAUGGCAAUCAUUGAAGGAAGUCAGUUACUUUCUGUGGAAGUUGUGAAAUAGUCCUGAAUUUGAGCCAGUCAAGUGGCAUGGCCUAAAAACAAUUGCUCAGGGAUAUUAGAAACUUAUGUCCAGUAGAAUCUUGCACUGAGGACAAAGACAACAUGCCAUCAAGAAGUUCAUCCAGUGGCUCAGAAAAGUGCAAAUGAGGUGAUCCUCCUGCUAUAUAUAUUCAUUAUCUGCCAUUUGAGUAGUUUUGAAAUGCUUCAUUCACUGUGCAAGCAUGUAAAAGAAUUUGUAACUUAAAAGUUACAAAAGAGAUAAAUGGCAAAAGAAUGAGAUGGAAUGUGCAACUGAGAGUCAGACCUUGUUUGUAGAGUUCGUUGUUGUGGAGUCUUACUCAUGAAACAAAACAAUUAAAGGUGGAAAUCGCAGAAUCUUAAGGAUUGGAAGGGAUCUCAAAAGAUCAUCUAGUCCAACCCCUCUGCCAGAGCAGGGCCACCUAGAGUAGGUCACACAAGAACUCAUCCAGGUGAGUUUUAAAUGUCCCCAGAGAAGGAGACUCCACAACCUAUCUUGGGCAGCCUGUUCCAGUGCACCAUCACUCUCACAGUGAAAAAAUUUUUCCUUGUGUUUCUUUAGAACCUCUUCUGUUCCAGCUCGUACCCAUUGCCCCUUGUCCUAUCAUUGGACAUCACCGAGAAGAGCCUGGCUCCAUCCUCCUGACACCUGCUUUUUACAUUGUAAACAUUAAUGAGAUCACCCCUCUUCUCCAAGCUGAAGAGCCCCAGCUCCCUCAGCCUUUCAUCAUAAGGGAGAUGCUCCACUCCCUUCAUCAUCUUUGUGGCCCUGCACUGAACUCUCUCCGGCAGUUCCCUGUCCUUGAACUGAGUGGCCCAGAACUGACACAAUAUUCCAGAUGUCUCAGGAGGGCAGAGGAGGAAUACAUCAGAUGUAUUGCAGAUCAGAGACUUGGGGCUGUUUAGGCUGGAGAAGACUGAGGGGGAAUCUUAUCAACACUUAUAAAUACCUAACAAUCUUUUUAAAUAAUCUUUUUAAACAAUCAUGUUGAUCAUCACUUGAUCAUCACUCAGGCACAUCACUUGAGGUGCCUGAGGACUGGAGAAAGGCCAAUGUCAAACACAGGAAGGAUGACCCAGGAAACUACAGGCCAGUCAGCCUCACUUGCAUCCCUGGAAAGGUGAUGGAACAACUCAUCCCUAAACAUAUCCCUAAACUUAUCACUAAACAUAUGAAGGAAAAGAUGGUUAUCAGGGGGAGUCAACAUGGCUUCACCAAGGGGAAAUCCUGUCUGACCAACCUGAUAGCCUUCUAUGAGUGCAUAACCGGCUGGCUAGAUGAGGGGAGAGCAGCAGAUGUCAUCUACCUUGACUUCAGCAAAGCUUUUGACACUGUCUCCCACAACAUCCUCAAAAGAAAGCUCAGGCAGUGUGGCUUGGAUGAGUGGACAGUGAGGUAGAUCGAGAGCUGGCUGAAUGACAGAGCCCAGAGGCUGGUGACCAAUGGCACAGAGUUGAGUUGGAGGCCUGUGGCCAGUGGAGUUCCACAGAGAUCAGUUCUGGGGCCAGUCUUGUUCAAUGUCUUCAUCAACGACUGGAUGAGGGGCAGAGUGUACCCUCAGCAAGUUGGCUGAUGACACCAAACUGGGAGGACUGGCUGAUUCCCCAGGAGGCUGUGCUGCCAUUCAGCGGGAUCUCGACCGGCUUGGGCAGAGAGGAAGCUCAUGAGGUUCAACAAGGACAAGUGCAGAGUCCUGCAGCUGGGAAGGAACAACUCCAUGCACCAGUACAGGUUGGGGGUUGAACUGCUGAAGAGCAGCUCUGCAGAGAGAGACCUGGGAGUCCUGAUUGAUAAUAAACUAAAUAUGAGCCAGCAAUGUGCCCUCGUGGCCAAGAAGGCCAAUGGGAUGCAUCAAGAAGAGUGUGGCCAGCAGGUCAAGGGAGGUUCUUCUUCCCCUCUACUGUGCCCUGGUGAGGCAUCAUCUGAAGUCCUGUGUCCAGUUCUGGGCUCCUCAGCUGAAGAGGGACAGGGAAAUUCUGGAGAGAGUCCGAUGCAGGGCCACCAAGAUGAUCAGGGGAAUGGAACAUCUUUCAUACGAGGAAAGGCUGCAGGACCUGGGGCUGUGUAGUCUGGAGAAGAGGAGACUGAGGGGAGAUCUUAUUAAUAUUUACAAAUACCUAAAUGAUGGGUGUCAGGAGGUUGGGAAAUGCCUUUUUUUCUGUAGUAGCUAGCAGCAGGACAAGGGGUAAUGGGAUGAAGCUGGAACACAAAAAGUUCCAUUUAAACACACGGAAAAACUAUUUUACUGUGAGGGUGAGGGAGCCCUGGCACAGGCUGCCCCAGAGGGGUUGUGGAGUCACCUUCCUUGGAGAUCUUGAAGACCCACCUGGACACGUUCCUGUACAACCUGAUCUAAGUGAACCUGUUUCUGCAGGGGAGUUGGACUGGUUGAUGUCCAGAGGUCCCUUCCAACCCUUACCAUUCUGUGUUUCUGUGAAUGAAUAUCCCUCUUUUUUAAGUGAUUAAAUUUUAAAGCUUUUAACUACUAAUAGCAAAUGCAUCCAAGAGCUAAAAUGUUACUGUGCGUUUUUUCCCUUUAUGUAGCUUUCUGAGAAAACAGGCGUUUGAAUUCUUCUAUUAAGACAUCUGGUAUCUGGUCAGCUCUAGUGCCAGACUUCUCAGGUUUUUGUCCAACCCAGGUGAUUUUGCAAUUGAUUGGCUUAAGAAUCCAAACACUGUAUUAUGUAAAUGUUGAAUCCCAGGUUUUGUUUUUAAAACAAAGUUUCACAUUAAACCACAUUUCUGAGUAGAGGUUACCUGACUGGUGUAGGUGCUUAUUUAAAGUUCUCCUUUGAUCUUGCAUAACCUCUCCUCAGGGUAUAUGUUAGUCUUAAGAAUUUUUGCAAGCUGUGCUUUGUCUACAUAUAGAACUUGUUCAGUAGGGACUUUACUGUAGUUAGUAUUGUGCAAGUUGUUCCUUUUUAAAGAAAUGGAAAAGCUUUGUAUCAACAAUUCUGGACCAAUACAUGUUUGAGUAAAAUCUUGUUUUUUCUCUUGAAAAGAAAAAAACCAAAACAAA
Molecule: messenger RNA, 4481 nt
Organism: Colius striatus (speckled mousebird)
Lineage: Eukaryota; Metazoa; Chordata; Aves; Coliiformes; Coliidae
Gene: RFXAP
Product: regulatory factor X associated protein
Exons: 5
Coding region: 1-1041 (346 amino acids)
Biological process (GO): regulation of transcription by RNA polymerase II
Cellular component (GO): nucleus
Source: RefSeq, a predicted model, not a curated record